AUGCAAUUCACUACCCUUCUACCCGUCUUCCUGUCCACUCUGGGCUUAGCCAAUGCUGCUGCUCUCGCUCAGCCUCCACCAUGGCAAGUCUCUGACUGGAGCAUCGUCAGUUCUCCAGGUGGUACAGUCUACCGAUUCGAUAUCCAAGCCAGUGCAUCUGCAAACUCUCCUGGCUUCAAGACCCACUGCGACGGCAUUGUUCCCAACGCUACAGCCUGCGACAACAAGAACGUUACUGCCACAGUUUCCCAAGACGGUCACCCGCUGUGGAAUGUGGAGGUUAGCCAUGUCUGGUACCUGUUUCCCAAGAAUGAGGCCGAGCAAACCUACUGGGCUACCGGCGAGAAGAAUGUGACUCGUCUCCAAUCGAAUUUCACCAUCACCCCGGAUCACUUCUACGGCGUGGCAUAA
Messenger RNA from Penicillium angulare, 411 nucleotides. RefSeq lists its product as uncharacterized. The record is from RefSeq and is a predicted model, not a curated record. Bases 1 to 411 code for a protein of 136 amino acids. NCBI's taxonomy places the organism in Eukaryota, Fungi, Ascomycota, Eurotiomycetes, Eurotiales, Aspergillaceae. The transcript has a single exon.